Molecule: messenger RNA, 1500 nt
Organism: Gopherus flavomarginatus (Mexican gopher tortoise)
Lineage: Eukaryota; Metazoa; Chordata; Testudines; Testudinidae
Product: neuferricin
Exons: 5
Coding region: 51-1013 (320 amino acids)
Cellular component (GO): endomembrane system; membrane
Source: RefSeq, a predicted model, not a curated record
UUCCGCCAUUUUGAUUACGGGCGGCUCCGGCCCUUUCAGCCCUGGCUCCGAUGGGGCUAGGGGGGCUCCUGGUUCCCGCUCUGGGCUUGGCUGCCACUUGGCUGCUGGGCCUGGGGUUCGAGCCCAGCUCCUGGUUGCUCCCUUUCUACGCUGGGCGGGGCCGGCUGCUGAGCCCCGCCGAGCUCGCGCGUCACACGGGAGCGCCGGGCAGCCCCGGCCUCUACCUGGCGGUGCUGGGGCAGGUGUUCGACGUGCGGCGGGGGCACAAGCACUACGGGCCGGGGGCGGCCUACAGUGUCUUGGCAGGGAAAGAUGCCUCCAGGGCUUUUGCGACAGGAGAUUUCACCAACACCGGACUUGUGGAUGAUGUUUCUGGGUUAUCUCCGUCAGAAAUAUUGACUAUACAAAACUGGCUCUCUUUCUACAGUGAGAACUACAUUUUCGUUGGCAAACUGGUAGGAAGAUUCUAUGAUGAAAAUGGGGCACCCACAAAAGCUCUGGAGCAGGCCAAGGCUGUCAUUGAAGAAGCGCUGAAGUUCAAGGAACAAAACAAUGAGAAGAAGCAGUUCCCACCCUGUAACUCUGAAUGGAGCUCUACCAGUGGCAGCAGAUUCUGGUGUUCCAAACAAAGUGGGGGAGUGAACAGAGACUGGAUUGGAGUCCCCAGGAAGCUGUACAAGCCCGGUUCCAGUGAUAGUCACUGUGUGUGUGUGAGAACUACUGGACCUCCCUCUGGACAAUUGGAUUCUACUGAGCACAGUGACAGAGGGGACUUGGACAAUCCUAACUUGCAAGAAUACAAGGGAUGCCAUCCACUAGCUGACUGUUAUUCUGGAGCUUCUCUUUUUGAAGAAAAGCUGCAUGGAUUAGAUGACACAAGGCAUCUGCCAAGUGUAACAGGCCUUUGCACUCAUGGUUUUGCUUAUUUUAUUUCAAUUAACUUCCAACUCAGUAUUACAUUUCAUGCAUCUGAAGUUAACUGGUUUGGGAAAAACAUGAACAGAACUAGUUGAUUGAAGGUCCAGACCUGGGCAGUACAGGAAAUCAGGACUACACAGUAAUGACUGCAACCAAGCCUACUGAAAGGGGUUUGAAGAGUGCAUAAUUUAAUGUCAAUUAAGAAUACAGCAAAGUCAGAGGAGUCAGUCUGCCAAAAUAAUGCUAGUUAAGCAAUUAUACAAGAAUUGUACAAUACAUGAUGUCUGGAAUAAUCACUAUUUGGUUAAGAUAAUCAUUUACAAAACAAAAGGUAAGUUGAAAUUUAAUUAAAUCUUACUCCCAGGGUUUACUGGUAAACAUUUUCCUUCUUGCUUGGAACUGACUAAGGGUAUAAGACUUGUCUUGAUGCACUUUGUCAUUACUGAUGCAAUAGAUGUAUUUUUGUAUCAAGGUUCACAGCCCAUGAUGUAUUUUAUCUAGUUAUCCUCAGUUUGUUACAAGAGCUCAUUAUAGAGUAGGAAUAUUGCAAAUAAACGUUUUUAGAAUGAACUGAACAGAAAA